GGCGAGAGCCACAAGCAAAGGAAACUUCUGAUGAAUAGUUUCGUUGCGAGAGCAAACGAUUUCUAGUGCGAAUAUUUCUUUUCGAGUCCAAGAGUAUUUUAAAAGUGAUAGAACAAAGGAGGACAUUUAUACAAAAAAAAGUGAAAUUUAGUUCAGUGAAAAGGAAGCGUUGAGAAAAAUCUGAAUUUAUUUUGGAAAAUUUUGCAGUAAAUUCCAUACAACAUGCAAAUUUUCGUGAAAACCCUAACCGGUAAGACCAUUACCUUGGAGGUUGAGCCAUCUGACACCAUUGAAAAUGUUAAGGCCAAGAUUCAGGAUAAGGAAGGAAUUCCUCCAGAUCAGCAACGACUUAUCUUUGCCGGCAAGCAGCUAGAAGAUGGUCGUACCUUGUCUGACUACAACAUCCAAAAAGAAUCUACUCUCCACUUGGUACUUCGUCUACGUGGUGGCAUGCAAAUCUUCGUUAAGACUUUAACCGGAAAAACCAUUACUUUGGAAGUCGAACCUUCCGAUACUAUCGAAAACGUUAAGGCUAAAAUUCAAGACAAGGAAGGAAUUCCCCCAGAUCAACAACGUCUCAUUUUCGCUGGCAAACAAUUGGAAGAUGGACGUACACUUUCCGAUUAUAAUAUCCAGAAGGAAUCAACUCUUCAUCUUGUACUACGUCUACGUGGUGGUAUGCAGAUCUUCGUUAAAACUUUGACUGGCAAAACCAUUACAUUGGAAGUUGAACCCUCUGACACCAUCGAGAAUGUUAAGGCCAAAAUUCAAGAUAAGGAAGGAAUUCCCCCAGAUCAGCAGCGGUUGAUUUUCGCCGGAAAGCAGUUGGAAGAUGGACGCACUUUGUCCGACUACAACAUCCAAAAAGAGUCUACUCUCCACUUGGUGUUGCGUCUCCGUGGUGGUAUGCAGAUCUUCGUUAAGACCUUGACAGGAAAAACCAUCACCUUGGAGGUUGAGCCGUCUGAUACCAUUGAGAAUGUUAAGGCCAAGAUCCAGGACAAAGAGGGAAUUCCUCCAGAUCAGCAACGUCUUAUCUUUGCCGGCAAGCAGCUAGAAGAUGGUCGCACGUUGUCCGAUUACAACAUUCAGAAGGAAUCUACUCUCCACUUGGUCCUACGUCUCCGUGGUGGUAUGCAGAUCUUCGUUAAGACCUUGACAGGAAAAACCAUCACCUUGGAGGUUGAACCUUCUGAUACUAUCGAGAAUGUCAAAGCUAAAAUCCAGGAUAAGGAAGGUAUCCCACCAGACCAGCAACGUCUUAUUUUCGCUGGCAAGCAAUUGGAAGAUGGACGCACUCUUUCCGAUUAUAACAUUCAAAAGGAAUCGACCCUUCAUCUCGUUCUUCGUCUCCGUGGAGGUAUGCAGAUUUUCGUUAAAACUUUGACCGGUAAAACCAUUACAUUGGAGGUUGAACCCUCUGACACCAUUGAAAACGUCAAGGCUAAAAUUCAAGAUAAGGAAGGAAUUCCUCCAGAUCAGCAACGAUUGAUCUUCGCCGGCAAGCAGCUGGAAGAUGGUCGUACCUUGUCUGACUACAACAUCCAAAAGGAAUCAACUCUUCACUUGGUCCUACGUCUACGAGGUGGUAUGCAAAUUUUCGUUAAGACUCUGACCGGAAAGACCAUUACAUUGGAAGUGGAGCCCUCCGAUACUAUUGAAAACGUCAAGGCUAAAAUCCAAGACAAGGAAGGAAUCCCCCCAGAUCAGCAACGUCUCAUUUUCGCCGGAAAACAGUUGGAAGAUGGUCGUACCUUAUCCGAUUACAACAUUCAGAAAGAAUCAACUUUGCAUUUGGUGCUCCGUCUCCGUGGUGGAAUGCAGAUUUUCGUCAAAACUUUAACCGGAAAGACUAUCACUUUGGAAGUCGAGCCAUCCGAUACUAUCGAAAAUGUUAAAGCUAAAAUUCAGGACAAGGAAGGCAUCCCACCAGAUCAGCAACGUCUUAUUUUCGCCGGUAAGCAAUUGGAAGAUGGGCGCACUUUGUCCGACUACAACAUUCAGAAGGAGUCUACUCUACAUUUGGUGUUGCGUCUCCGUGGUGGCAUGCAGAUCUUCGUUAAGACCUUAACUGGAAAAACUAUUACAUUGGAAGUCGAGCCAUCCGAUACUAUCGAGAAUGUUAAAGCUAAGAUUCAAGACAAGGAGGGAAUUCCUCCAGAUCAGCAACGUCUCAUUUUCGCUGGCAAACAAUUGGAAGAUGGACGCACUCUUUCCGAUUAUAACAUCCAAAAGGAAUCAACCCUUCACUUGGUACUUCGCCUCCGUGGUGGUAUGCAAAUCUUCGUGAAAACUCUUACAGGAAAGACAAUUACUUUGGAAGUCGAGCCAUCUGAUACUAUUGAGAACGUCAAGGCUAAAAUCCAAGACAAGGAAGGAAUUCCCCCAGAUCAGCAGCGUCUCAUUUUUGCCGGAAAACAACUAGAAGAUGGGCGCACUUUGUCCGACUACAACAUUCAGAAGGAGUCUACUCUACAUUUGGUGUUGCGUCUCCGUGGAGGAAUGCAAAUCUUCGUUAAGACUUUGACUGGAAAGACCAUCACCUUGGAGGUUGAGCCAUCCGACACCAUUGAAAAUGUCAAGGCUAAAAUUCAAGACAAGGAGGGAAUCCCUCCAGAUCAGCAACGUCUCAUUUUCGCUGGUAAACAGUUGGAAGAUGGUCGCACCUUGUCCGACUACAACAUUCAAAAGGAAUCUACUCUGCACUUGGUGCUACGGCUCCGUGGUGGUAUGCAGAUUUUCGUCAAGACAUUGACUGGAAAGACUAUUACGUUGGAAGUAGAACCUUCCGAUACCAUUGAAAAUGUUAAGGCUAAGAUCCAAGAUAAGGAAGGCAUCCCACCAGAUCAGCAACGUUUGAUUUUCGCCGGGAAACAAUUGGAAGAUGGUCGCACCUUGUCCGAUUAUAAUAUUCAGAAGGAGUCUACAUUGCAUUUAGUAUUACGUUUACGAGGAGGAAAUUAAGAUUUUGAAAAUGUGAUUUGUUCCAAUUUCGAAUAAUUAAUACAUUUUGAGAGCUAGAAA
Messenger RNA from Hermetia illucens (black soldier fly), 3024 nucleotides. RefSeq names its product polyubiquitin-C-like. Gene Ontology annotation, biological process: modification-dependent protein catabolic process; protein ubiquitination. NCBI's taxonomy places the organism in Eukaryota, Metazoa, Arthropoda, Insecta, Diptera, Stratiomyidae. The record is from RefSeq and is a predicted model, not a curated record. Gene Ontology annotation, molecular function: protein tag activity; ubiquitin protein ligase binding. The transcript is spliced from 2 exons. Gene Ontology annotation, cellular component: cytoplasm; nucleus. The coding region runs from base 223 to 2964 and encodes 913 amino acids.